AUGACAGACGUUCAUAUUAGAGCUGCUAAUAUCAUUGAAGACCUUAGUGGUGGUCAAGAUAUUAUUCAAGAAAAUUUUUCUGGUCCUAUAGUUACAAAUAAUCAUAAUGCAAGUUCCUCUUCGGUGGUAGUUGUCAUUCCGGUGCGUGGAAUGACUUGCCAAUCCUGUGUAAGCUCCGUUACAAAUGUACUUUCAAUACUAGCCGGAGUAUCCAAUGUCGUCGUUAGUCUGGAAAAAGCAGAAGCUAAUGUCACAUAUGAUGCUAGCAAAGUAAGCAAAGCUCGGAUUAUUGAAACGAUUGAAAAAGCUGGGUUCAAAACUUCUCCAGAAAAAAAGCAGAAUCCUGAUAUUCCCUCUAGCAAUUUAUCGAUUACUUUACCUAUCAAAGGAAUGAGCUGUAUGUCUUGCGUAAAUUCAAUUACGAAAGCUCUGAGUUCUACACCUGGAAUAAUUAAUGUUAUUGUCAGUUUACAGGAUAAUAAUGCUUUAAUAGAAUAUAAUUCCGCCAUAAUCUCUCAAGAUAAAAUUGUAGAAUGUAUCAAAAAUGCUGGAUUUACUGUUCCAUUGGAUUUAAAUGACGAUGAGGCAAUAAAAUCAAUAACGUUACCAGUAAAGGGAAUGUCAUGUAAUUCUUGUGUCAACAAAAUAACGAAUGCUCUAAAGUCAAUUUCGGGUAUUAAAAACGUAGUAGUCAAUUUAAUAGAUGAAAAUGCUCUCGUCGAAUAUGAUGAUAAAUUAAUCGACGAAAAUCAAAUUAUAGAAGCAAUUAAAAAAUGUGGAUUUAAAGUUCCUGUAACAUCUUCUGAUUCAUGUCAAAAAGAACCAUUAAUCACGGAAUUUGCAGCAUUCACUGACAUUACCUUAAAAGGUUUACCAGAAGAACUUUAUCCUCUCGAGAAUAUAAAGUCCGAUCAGUUUGAAUUCGAAAAAAUAAAAACUAUCCAAAUACAAAUAUCUGGAAUGACGUGUGCAUCAUGUGUCAAUAAUAUAGAGAAGCACUUGAAAGUUGUUCCGGGAAUAUCAUCGAUCACAGUAUCUUUACUUUCUGAGAAAGCAACUGUAAAAUAUGAUCCUGAUAUAUUAGAUGAAUUUAAGAUAGCUGGAAUGAUUGACGACAUUGGAUUUAUUGCAACUCCCAUUAAACAAAAACGAGAAGAUACCGUUGAACUUCAAAUAUUUGGAAUGCAAGAUCCUUCUAAUGCUGAUGUAAUAGAGAUGGAAUUAAGUAAAGUAUCUGGAAUUCUAAGUGUUUCCGUAAAUUAUGACACAUCAGCAAUGACAGUUCAAUUUGAUAAGGAGGUGUUGGGUGUUCGAGACAUUGUAAAUUGUAUAGAAGAUUUUGGGGUAAAUGCUUUAAUUAAUGAUAAUAGCAAAAAAAAUCAAUUAGAAUCUUUGGCUCGUACUAAAGAUAUUACUGAAUGGCGAUCAGCAUUCCGUAAAUCUCUUAUGUUUGCAAUUCCAGUAUUUCUUAUUUCAAUGGUUUUUCCUCAAUUCUGGUGGGGUUCGGCUUUAGUAGAUAUAGAACUAAUCCAUGGUUUAUAUAGUGGAGACCUCAUCUCUCUUAUUUUAACGAUUCCAGUUCAAUUUGGGAUUGGACAAAGAUUUUAUAUAACAUCAUAUAAAUCCUUGAAACAUAAGGGUGCCACCAUGGAUGUAUUAAUAGUACUUGGCACGACUUCAGCUUUUGUAUUUUCAUGUUGUUCGAUGCUCUUUGCGUUAUGCUCUCCUGAUAAUGGAAAACCGUCCGUAUUUUUUGAUACUUCAACUAUGUUAAUAACAUUUGUUUCUCUUGGUCGAUAUUUGGAAAACUUAGCUAAGGGUAAAACUUCCGUAGCUUUAUCAAAAUUAAUGUCUCUUACACCUUCUAAUGCCGUAAUAUAUAUAAAAGAUCCUAAAACUGGUGAUAUUAUUGAAGAAAAAAAGAUUCCCACCGAAUUAAUUCAAAUGGGAGAUAUCGUAAAAAUUGUACCAGGUAAUAAAAUUCCUGCAGAUGGUAUAGUUACUUCUGGUAGUUCAACUGUGGAUGAAUCAAUGGUUACUGGAGAAGUUAAUCCCGUUAACAAGAAACUAGGUGAUUUAGUGAUUGGUGGUACAGUAAAUGGAUUAGGAUCUUUUGAAAUGGAAGUUUCUCGUUCUGGAAAUGAUACUGCAUUAUCUCAAAUUGUCAAGCUUGUUGAAGAAUCACAAUCCUCAAAGGCACCAAUUCAAGAAUUUGCGGAUAAAGUUGCUGGAUAUUUUGUGCCAGUAGUCAUACUUUUGGGAAUUUUGACAUUCUUCGGUUGGAUGUUUCUCACUCAAAUUAUGAAUCCUCUUCCAGAUGUCUUUAAAGAUGGUAGUUAUUUUAUGGUUUGUCUCAAAUUAUGUAUUUCCGUAAUUGUUGUAGCAUGUCCUUGCGCUCUUGGCCUUAGUACUCCAACAGCUGUAAUGGUUGGUACAGGAGUAGGUGCUCAAAAUGGUAUAUUAAUCAAAGGAGGUGUUCCACUUGAAGCAGGGCAUAAAAUAUCAAAAGUAGUAUUUGAUAAAACUGGAACUUUGACUAAAGGUUUAUUAGAAGUCUCUCAUUUCGAAAUAACGAAAAAUAGUUUAGAUUUGAAUAAAGAAAUUUUCUUUACUAUUAUUGGUGCCGCUGAAUCAUUAAGUGAGCAUCCUUUAGGCAGAGCAAUAUAUAAUUAUAGCAAAAAUCUUAUGGAAGUUGAGACAAUUUCUGCUCAAGUUAAUGACUUUGAGGCAUAUAGUGGGUUGGGUGUAAAAUGUACUGUUAUUUUAAACACUAAUUCUAAUCCUUCAACAUCAACCACAAAUGUCGAUUCGAAACAUUACGAUGUUUUAAUUGGGAAUGCACAAUUUCUUUCUAAAAAUGUCUCAGUUCCUGAAUCUGCUAUAGUUAUAAAGGAAACUCAAGAACGUCUUGGACGUACUACUGUAUUAGUAUCUAUGAAUAAUGAAUUUAUUGGAUCCGUAUUUUUAUCAGAUGCUAUAAAACCGGAAUCCAAAAUAACUGUCGGAGCAUUAAAUUGUAUGGGUAUUUCAGUUGCGAUGGUCACUGGAGAUCAAUUACUUACAGCACAAGCAAUAGCAGCACAAUGUGGAAUUACUGAAAUUCACGCUGGAGUUUCUCCUAAAGGUAAAAUGCAAAUAAUUCAAUCACUUCAAUUUGAAGGUAAAAGGAACGUGGUGGCAAUGGUUGGAGAUGGUGUAAAUGAUUCACCAGCACUUGCCGCUGCAGAUGUAGGAAUUGCACUUUGUUCCGGAACGGAUAUUGCUAUAGAAGCAGCAGAUGUUAUACUUAUGCGUCCAGAUAUUACUGAUGUAGUAGCAGCAAUUGAUUUAUCACGAACAACAUUUUAUAGAAUUCGAUUGAAUUUCAUAUGGGCAUGUUUAUACAAUGUUGUUGGCAUUCCAUUAGCCAUGGGAAUUUUUCUCCCAUGGGGAUAUCAUUUACAUCCAAUGAUGGCAGGAGCGGCAAUGGCAUGUUCAAGUGUUAGUGUUGUUUGUUCAAGUUUACUUUUAAGAUGGUGGCGUAAACCAAUUUGGAUAGAUAAUGGUGAUGGUGGAGUAGAGAGAAUUAAAGAUAACUAUGGUUUCUUUAAUUCAAUUUGGGCAACAGUUAAACAAGGUCCAUCAAUGUCUCGUAGUGGAGCUGGACAAGGAUAUAGGCGAUUGGCUGCUGAAGAGGACAUAUAA
This is a messenger RNA of Diversispora eburnea, 3684 nucleotides long. Lineage: Eukaryota; Fungi; Glomeromycota; Glomeromycetes; Diversisporales; Diversisporaceae. The record is from the annotation of a GenBank genome assembly.